AUGCUUUACGCUAGCUGGCUUUUUGCUCGCAAACACGCUCUGCUCUUCGCAGAGAGUUUAAAGAGACCAUUCAAUGUUGAUAUUUGUGAUGAAAUAUUUUGUGAAUACGUCAGAAAAUGUGGAUUUGUGCUUGAAGACAUUGACGCAAUUGAAAAGGCCAGCACGAAUGGUGAAGUAAUAAAUGAUUUCGACAAAAGACAGCAAAGAAGCGCCAACGAAAAGACCAGUUGA
Molecule: messenger RNA, 231 nt
Organism: Clunio marinus
Lineage: Eukaryota; Metazoa; Arthropoda; Insecta; Diptera; Chironomidae
Source: the annotation of a GenBank genome assembly